Molecule: messenger RNA, 522 nt
Organism: Emiliania huxleyi CCMP1516
Lineage: Eukaryota; Haptophyta; Isochrysidales; Noelaerhabdaceae
Exons: 2
Coding region: 1-522 (173 amino acids)
Source: RefSeq, a predicted model, not a curated record
AUGGAGCCAAAAGCCCACCUCGGUCAGAGUUACAACAAACAACCCGACGUGGAUGCGGACAACAUUGGCAAGGACGGCAGGCACUGUUGCGGAGACGUCAAGGUCGUCUGUCCUCUCAGCAGCAGCGGGGAGCACGGGACCGGGCGCUGGCAUACCAGGGGGGGCAGGGUGGUGGGCGGCGACCGCCGCAUACCGUCCUACGGCGGGGACUAUCGCUACGCCAGGGAGGACAAGGACGUCGACGUGCAGCUGCUGCUGUUCGAGUCGUUCGGCGGGUUCGGGAGGGGGGUCCGUGAGAUCCUCCGGAAGGCGGCGAACGUGCUACAGAACAAGCUGACGCGGGCCCAGUACCUCGAUGAGGUGACUUGGACCACCAAGAAUUGGCUGGGGCUGCAGAAGCAGCGUAUCUCAGUCGUUCUUCACACGGCAAUCGCAGAGCAGGUUGUGAAUGAGCUUGCCUGUGGCGGGGGUGGGCGGGUGCACGGAGCUAAGUGCCUCGCCACCCUCGCAGGAGUCGCUUAG